AGUGAUCAGUUCGUAUUGUACAGCCGCGACCGGCGGAUUAGUUGAGCUUUAGGAGUAGGAUCGCGCGUGAUUGGUUGUCCGUGUACAGCUCAAGUGAAUUUGUGAUCUGAAUAGCAAGUGGUGUGCUAAUAACAAUAAUAAACGGCCAUAGGUGACCGGUUGGAAGUGGCAGCGGGUCGUCCAAGUUAUUAUUAUUGGUGGGAUUUCCAAGUCUCUGAGAAAAAAUAAACAGUGAAAUUGUGACGAUAGGUGGUUCAAGUGAACAAGAUUAGAAUGGGGCACAUCCAGAUGUCCCAUCUGUGGGCAUUAUCACUAACGGUGAUACUUUCGGUGCUAGUGCUAGGCUGCAGUAGUGAAGGGUAUUACUCCGUUAUCGGCUCUAAAUUGCUGCGACCAAACUCAGAAUAUCACGUGUCCGUCAGUAAUCUGGACGUUCGUGAGCCGGUGCGGUUCAGAAUCACGUUGAACAACACCCAAACGGGGGUACCACUCGCCAGCGAAGAUGUUUCUCUGGGUCAAGGGGAAUCCCGGUUGAUUCCGUUUAGCAUUGGCGACAUAUCAGACAGUGAGUACAGCCUGAUCGCCGAGGGGUUAUCGGGGUUCACUUUCAAGAACGAAUCCACCUUGACGUUCCAAUCGAAAAGCUUCUCGGUGUUUGUGCAGACAGAUAAAGCAAUUUACAAGCCGGGCGAUACCGUUCGAUUCCGGGUAUUGGUACUGGAUCCCAACACGAAGCCCCUGCAAAAGGUGGACACUGUGAAGGUGCACAUCACGGACGGCAAGAACAAUCGCAUCAAGCAGUGGAACGAUGCCAAGCUGGUCAAGGGUGUCUUCGAGUCGGAGCUUGCUCUAUCCAGUGCACCAGUGCUGGGCAACUGGAUGAUCCAUAUUGACGCCUUGGGAACGAAACAAACACAAGCAUUUGAAGUGGACGAGUAUGUGCUGCCCAAGUUUGAAGUGAGUGUUGAGUCACCUGGUAUAACUACGCUGAAGGACGGAAAGGUCAAGGCGAUCGUACGGGCGAAAUACACCUACGGAAAGCCGGUGAAGGGCGAAGCUACCGUUUCGGCAUACCCGGACUUCCGUUUCCAUUAUGUGCAACCGUUCGAGCGUGAUGUGAUCACGAGAAAGACUGUCCCCAUCGAUGGCAAAGGAUCGGUGGAAUUUGAUCUUCGCGACGAGAUCAAACUACAAGGAGACUACACUAGAAGCAUUGUGAUCGAAGCGGUUGUGGAGGAAGAGUUAACCGGCCGUAAGCAGAAUGCAUCCUCGAAGGUUAAGAUUUACGAUAGAGCAUACAAUAUGGAGUUGGUUAAGAGUUCGGAGAAGUUCAAACCUGGACUGCCGUACACGGCAUGGCUCAAGGCUACCUACCAGGAUGGGGCGCCUGUUCAAGAUGAUACUAACCAGGUGAAGGUGGUCCAGGAAUUCGGUUGGCCAAAUCGUAACACCUCGGAACACACUUACAAGUUAGAUAAGAAUGGCAUGGCCAAGCUGAUUAUCGACACUGAAACUUCGUCGGACUCUAUCAGUUUUCGUGCUGAAUAUCUAGGAGCUACAUUUUACCUGGGUUCGAUCUCGCAGGGCUGGGUCAAGUACAAGGCUUACGUUCGGGCUAAGGUUUUAACAGAGAUUCCAACCAUCAACAAGGACGUUACGGUUGACGUCUCCUCUACGGUUCCAAUGAAGUAUAUCAAUUAUCAGGUUCUUGGUCGCGGGGAUGUCAUUGUUGGCGGAACUAUUCCGGUUCCUGAUCGUAUGAGUCAUACGUUCCGUUUCCCAGCCAGUUUCGCAAUGGUACCGAGAGCUCGCUUGAUUAUCUAUUUCAUCCACACCGAUGGGCAGAUGAUUAGUGAUUACGUUGAAAUCGAAUUUGCCAGCGAGUUGCAAAACUUCCUGAAAGUGUCGCUGUCAAAGACGGAAUCCAAACCCGGGCAGGAUGUGGAUAUUACAAUCAGCACAAAUCCGGACUCGUAUGUUGGUUUGCUUGGCGUAGAUCAGAGCGUGCUGUUGCUGAAGAGUGGAAACGACCUUACAACCGGUAAGGUGUUUGAUGAUCUGAAAACAUACGAGGAGGCCAGCUACGGGGCAUACCGCAAGAAGCGCUUUGCCCCAUGGAGGCGUCAAAGCUACUACGACGAUUUCAAUGACGCUGGAGCAAUUAUCAUGACCAAUGCCAAUGAACAGCCACCAAAUGAUACCGCCAGCCGGCUGCCUCCGAUCACGUACAAGGUACAGCGGGCUCCGGACGGAACUCCGCUGUACACGGUGAUUGAGAAGAAUCCCCGCUUCCUGCCGGUGCACGAGUUCAAAACCAACACUCGACCACCGCUGGCCGGGCCGUUCGCGUUCAGUCGCAUCCCGCGGCCCCAUCGGGACAUUCCACGGGUGUUCCUUUCCCGCGAAAUUGCCGACACCUGGUUGUUUGAGAAUGCCUACUCGGGUUUCUCGGGUGAAAAGACCAUCACCAAAAAAGUUCCCGAUACCAUCACCUCCUGGAUAAUAACUGGCUUUUCGGUGAGCCCAGUUUACGGACUUGGUUUGACCCGACAGCCGAGGAAGCUAAACGUCUUCCUGCCGUUCUUCGUAUCCACCAAUCUACCGUACUCGGUCAAACGAGGCGAGGUCGUGUCGAUUCCGAUCGUGAUCUUCAACUACAUGGAAUCGGAUCAAACGGCCGAUGUGACCUUCCACAACACCGAGCAGGAGUUUGAGUUUACCGACGUGGAGAAUGAGGUUCAUGAAAAUGCUAAGCUAGAACUGUUCCGCAAAAAGAGCAUCCACAUUCCAUCCAACAGCGGUAAAACGAUUCCGUUCAUGAUCAAACCAACUAAGCUGGGUCACAUUACAAUCAAGGUUACGGCCACUACCCCGCUGGCAGGAGAUGGCGUUGAGCGUCAGCUGCUCGUAGAACCAGAAGGACUUCCGCAGUACGUUAACAAGGCGUCAUUUGUCGAUCUGCGUGCUACACCGGAGGUGAACAACAAUUUCACGGUGGAGAUACCGAAGAAUGCCGUUCCGGACUCAACGCGUGUUGAAAUUGCCGUUAUCGGUGAUGUCCUGGGGUCAACCAUCCAAAAUCUGGACUCACUCAUCCGCAUGCCAUACGGAUGCGGAGAACAGAACAUGCUGAACUUCGUACCGAACAUUGUCGUUCUGGAUUAUCUGAAGAACACCAACCAGCUUACGGCAAACAUCGAAGGAAAGGCGAAAAAGUUCAUGGAAGCUGGCUAUCAACGGGAGCUCACCUACAAACAUGACGACGGAUCGUUCAGUGCUUUCGGAAAAUCUGAUCCCAAGGGUAGUACCUGGUUGACUGCGUUCGUUGCUCGUUCGUUCAAGCAAGCUGCCGAACACAUUAGCGUAGACGAGAAAAUUAUCGACAAGUCUCUGGAGUGGCUCAGUGAUCAGCAGUCUCCCAACGGAAGCUUCCCGGAGGUCGGUAAAGUUUCACACACGGAUAUGCAAGGUGGAUCCGGUCAGGGAAUCGCUUUGACUGCCUACACGCUGAUUGCGUUCCUGGAGAACAAAAAUCUUAUCACCAAAUACCAAAACGUCAUCAACAAAGCUCUGGACUACAUCGUUCGGAAUACGGAAGGGUUGGACGAUAACUACGCUCUGGCAAUUGCGGCGUACGCCUUGCAGCUGGCUGAUCAUAGCAACAAAGACUACACUCUAUCUCUACUGGACACGAAGGCCACAACCGAUGAUGAUCAAAAAUGGUGGAACAAGCCAAUUCCGGAAGCCGAUAAGAAGAAUCCUUGGUAUGGCAAGCCGAAUUCCGUCAAUGUUGAAAUGUCCGCUUAUGGAAUGCUGGCUUUCCUCGAAGCAGGACUGGACAGUGAUGCCCUGCCGAUCAUGAAGUGGUUGAUCGGGCAACGUAACGACAAGGGUGGAUUCCAGUCCACCCAGGAUACCGUCGUAGGUCUACAGGCACUGGCCAAGUUGGCCGCGAAGAUUACUUCCAAAAACAACGACGUCACCAUCGUUGUCACAUACAACGACAACCAACAGAAGGAAAUGAAGGUCAACACGGAGAACAACAUGAUCUUGCAGAAGUUUGAACUACCACCGUCGGCGAAGGACAUUGACAUCAAGGCAACUGGAAAGGGAUUCGCCAUUGUUUCGUUGGGCUACAAGUACAACAUGAAUGUCACCGGAGAGUGGCCGAGGUUCGUACUGGAUCCUCAGGUAAACAAGAACUCCAACCAGGACUAUUUGCAUCUCACUGUGUGCACGAACUUCGUUCCAACGACCGGACAGAACAAAUCCAACAUGGCCGUCAUGGAAGUGGGCUUCCCCAGCGGUUUCACCGCCGAUUCGGACACACUUCCCUCGCUGGAGAAUAUGGAAUACAUUAAGAAAGUGGAGUUGAAGGACGGCGACACGAUCGUUGUGAUGUACUUCGAUAGCUUAGACCGUAACGAACUGUGCCCAACGGUUUCCGCUUUCCGAACGCAUAAGGUCGCCAAGCAGAAGCCUGCCCCGGUUGUUAUCUACGACUAUUAUGAUAACUCUCGUAUCGCCCGGCAGUUCUACAAUGGACCCGUCGCCGGACUUUGUGACAUCUGCGAGGAUGAGGAUUGUGGUAAUUCCUGUGCGAUCCGUUCACAGAAGCAACGAUCGCCAAAGGAAGCGGCGAAAGAGGAAGGAUCGAUUGGAGCGGCUGGUACCUUUGGGGCCGCUACUUUAGGUCUGCAACUGAUGGUGGCUGCACUGUUGAUGAAGCUGUUCAACUAAAGGUUUAGCUGGGCAACGAAAUGGGCCGCUGUGAGUGGAUGUAACUUGCAAUAAUCUUGCUAGAGUGGAGUAAUAGCUGUGUGUACCUAGUGGAAGAUUAUUGUGAUUUGAUCUUUAUUUUUAGGAAUUUGCUCCAAAAUUUUAGCAGUAAAAUAAACUAUGAAAA
This is a messenger RNA of Ochlerotatus camptorhynchus, 4906 nucleotides long. RefSeq names its product thioester-containing protein 1 allele S3-like. The transcript has 13 exons. Gene Ontology annotation, molecular function: endopeptidase inhibitor activity. The coding region runs from base 274 to 4740 and encodes 1488 amino acids. The record is from RefSeq and is a predicted model, not a curated record. Gene Ontology annotation, cellular component: extracellular region. NCBI's taxonomy places the organism in Eukaryota, Metazoa, Arthropoda, Insecta, Diptera, Culicidae.